Molecule: messenger RNA, 4633 nt
Organism: Vespa velutina
Lineage: Eukaryota; Metazoa; Arthropoda; Insecta; Hymenoptera; Vespidae
Exons: 13
Coding region: 1843-3000 (385 amino acids)
Source: RefSeq, a predicted model, not a curated record
UUAAGUUAUCCAUUUAUAUUUUUUUAUAAGUAUAGUUCAUUGCUUGUAAUAUUCCAUCCCACAUCUUCAUGUGAUAUUAAUAAAGUUAUUCGUUCAUUAUUACAAUUUAAAUAUACUUGGCCAAAAAUCAUUAUGUUACCUUCGUUUUUGUUUCACUCUAAUUGUCUAAUUGAAAAUGAUAAUAAACACAGAUGCAGAGAUGAUCAAAGUUCAUGUGAAAAAGAAAUAAAAGAUAAAGAUAAAGAGAAAAAAGUGGAAGCUCUUAAGAAAUGUUAUUUUAAUUUUGUAAAAAUGAGAGAUCGUGUUAAAAGAUUGAGCAACAGGAAAUUUGUAUUUGACUGAAUUAUAUAAAAGGCUGUAUCAGUUGAUUACAAUGAUAUAUAUGAAGAAAGACAGUAAUUUUUUGGAUAAGAUAAUCCUGUAGUUAGUGAUAUAAAAAUUUAGAAAUAAGAUAAAAAUAAGUCUUAUGGAGAAUUAUUAGAAAAAAGAUAUGGAGAAACUGAGGAAAAACAAGAAAAGUAUUUUAAUAAUUAAAAAUAAGUAAAAUAAAAGAUAAAGAUAAAGAGGAAGAAGUGGAAGCUCUUAAGAAAUGCUAUUUUGAUUUUAUCAAAAUGAGACAUCGUGUUAGAAUAUUGAGCAACAGGAAAUUUGUAUUCGACUGAAUUAUAUAAGAGGCUUUAUCAGUUGAUUACAACGAUAUAUAUGAAGAAAGACAACAUAUAUAAUUUUUUGGAUAAGAUAAUCUUGCAAUUAGCAAUUUAAAAAUUUAGAAAUAAGAUAAAAAUAAGUCUUAUGGAGGACUGUUAGAAAAAAGAUAUGAAGAAACUGAAGAAAAACAAGAAAAAUGAAAAUAAAGAUUACAAACUGGAUAAUGAAAAUAUUAAAGUAUCAUUAAAAUGAGAUAAUAUACAGUUAAUGAGAUAACUUAUAAAUUAAGUCAAUAAGAUUCUAAAAGAGUUUAUCAAAUUUAAUCCAUUUAUAAUCACAGCCUGUAUAUUAACGAUAAAUAAUGCAUUGUCUAGUUAAGAUCUAUUCUUUUAUAAUUAUGGCACCGGUGCUGGUGGUAAAAUAUAUUCUCCUUCAAUUUUACAUUCAUCCUUCCAAUUAUUAGGGAUCAUUGGUUCCAAGAUUUUUAUAAAUUUAUCUAUUGGACAAAUCGUGGCACAUCCAGGUAUAGUCAUUGGGUAUGGUUCAUGAAAUAAUGAUGCCUCUUUUUACAAGUGGAAUAAUUACCUGAACAUUCCAACCAUAGGCAUCUUCAUGAAGCUCUAUCAGAGUCAUAAUGUUAUAUUCUGGCAUUUGAUCAUUCCAAAUGUGUAAUACAUCAAGCAAAGUUACCACAGUACUAUCAUGCCCUACGUACAUAAACAUUUUUCUUGUUUCAGGAUGUAAAGUUCCUUUUUUUUUGGCUAUCAUAUCAUAAACGAUCUUUUUAAGCAAUGGGCCGCCUUUAAGCCGCUUAAGCAUAUCGUUAUAUGUGUUAAGUUUAAGAUCAUACAAUGUUAAGGGUAUUAAUUUAUCAGGAUAAUAUUUCUUAGUCCAGUCAGAAUCACAAGACAAUUGUAUAAAGAAAAAAGAAGGAGAAACGAAGAAAGCACAAGAGCAACAUAUGAUAGCUUUUGGUUGAGGUUUCUCGUAAAUAUAACAUAUACAUACUUAGAUAAAGAGAAAGAAGACAACGUCGAAGGUCGCUCAAAGAGAAAAUACAAAGUUUAGAGUCAAGGAUAAAAAUCACCAGCCGUGGAUCACAUAAACGAAGGUAGUCAAACGGUGGUGCCCAAACACCGAAAUGCUCGUCGCAAAAAAGCGAAAAGCGUGACUAGUGAUUCCAAGGGGAGGGUCAUGACAAAUCCUUGUGGAGAAUUCCGCAAGGAUAUGCAAAAGCGUAUUGCGCCAGGGGGUCCACAGUCGGCUAUAUUACCAGCAUGUUCCAUGACUACGAUUCAAACUCAAAGUGUCCCAACAACGCCAAUGCGACCACGAUCACUUUAUACGACUCACAGUUAUCACGCUCAGACCGAGGACACUAACUUUCAAGUAUGUAUAUUUAUAUCUCGAUACAGUGAAUUUUCCAAGUACUUCGAAACACCACCAGCGGAUCAAUGGACUGGUAUGACGGGUACAACUACUUAUUCGAGUUCGCCGGCAAUUUGGAGACAGCCAAGAAAUCUUAAAACAAUCGCAGCUCCUUAUUACGCGAAUGAGGAGCCCUGUGUUUAUACGGAAAAUUGGAGAGAACAUGAAACUGAUGCGGGUUCCGGAGGUGCCAUUACAACACCACACGGUACCAUCUCCUUGAGACUCCGCAAUAGGAUUCGAGUUGAUAUGACGGUUGAUCGUGCUGUGAGAGUGAUCAAUUUUAAGAAUAAUAUCGUGCUUUCGUUAAGUUGUUCUGGAACAGCUUCUGCAUUACUACAUCCGAAUGGAAGAAUAUAUCAAUAUGGAUCGCGCGUUGAAAUUCUAGCUCACGAUACACACGGCAAUAAUAAAUAUGCAAAGAUGUGGUACAAGGGUGUUAGUUUUACAUGUGAACAAUGUGCUCUUGUAUAUUUAGUGGAUACAGCGGGAACAAGAACGACUACUGACUCGUUUUUGGAUAUGAGUCAAGACAUUUCUUUAAGUGUUUUUUAUUCUGGCUCGCGACAUGGAUCGACGUGCUUACAAGAAGCGACUACAGUUCUCGGAGCUUCGCAAUAUUGGAUUACAGAUGAAGGUGUUGAAAAUUGGAUCAUCAAUAAUGUUAGAAUUUCUCAGACUCCAGAUGGACUUGUCAGAAUUGGACGUAAUAGCAACAAAUAUCAGUUACGAACGUCACCUAGUAAUGGAACUGCAUCCCUAACAACUCCGUUUCUACAUUGCACAGCCUCAUUGGGUCAAACAUCUCAUUUAUUUGUACGCCGAGGAGAACGGCGCAUGCAUUACGAUGGAACAAGUUUCAUUGUACGCAAUGCAGGUCACAGUGCUGGAUUUGACGAUAAUGACCAAUUAAAAGUCUAUUGAGAAUUUUGACUAUUUAUUCGAUGAGAUUAUACUUAUUAAUUAUGAAUGUAGUAUAGUCAAUAAUUAAAUAUAUUUAUCGCUUAAAAAGCUGGUCGAUAAAUAACAUUAAAGGAAUUUUUAUAAUAAAAAAGCAGUAAUAUAUACCGAAAUUACGUACAUAUGUUUAGGAACAUAUGGAUGUAUAUUUGCGUAUAUAAUUAUAAUUAUAAUUAUAAUAUAAAAAAGUUGGAACAUGAAGAUUGCAUAUUAUUGCAGUAAACAUUUUUUUUUUUUUACUUGACAUUUAAUAGAAUUGCAUUUUCAACAUAUUUAGGAAUUUAAUUUAAUUGCUUUAUUGUUAAAAACAAUAACAUUAGUAUAAUUCAAGUAUGUUCUUUACUAUUAUUUUUUGCACUUAUUAAUAAAUAUAUAAAAGAUUAUGUAUUGUAUCUUGUUUUGUAAUUUAUAAAAAGUACAAUUUCAUUAAUUACAGUAAUGAUAAGUAUACUAUAUGAUACUUAUAGAUUAUUUUACUAUGCAAUUUAUUUUAUAAACUUUUAUUCUCUCUAUCAAUAAUAUUUAAUAGUAAUGCAUCAAUUUGAAAAUUUUCUUAGAUAAAUGUUAUAUAAAUCUCUCUGAUUAAAAUAUAAUAUAUUUAUAAAAAUACAUUUAAUUGUUACAACAAAGCUUAGACACGAUGGAUACCAUUAUGAUCUUGACUUUCAAUAUUACAUAUGCAAGAAGACUUAUUAAAAUCAAUGAAAUUUAUUUCAUUGUUCUAAAACUAUACAUAAAGAAAAUAUUAAGUUAGUAACAUGCAAUAUUUAUUUAAAAUUAAUAAUGCAAACAUAAUUAUGGCAUAUUUAUUAUUAAAAAAUUAUAAGAAUGUACAAGCUAUGUAAGAUUUUUUUUUUAAAGAUAAAAUUUUAGAGAAUCAUAUAAUACAUCAUCAAAAUAAAUAUUCUUUGGUCAAACUUGGUUUGUAUGCUAUGAAAUUUUAUGACAGAAUUAUAUUAGAAAAUAAAAAUAUAAUAGACAUUUAUGUAAAAAUGGAAAAAAUUUUUUACUGUAUACUUGAUGUUUUAAAAGACAAUGUAUUUUUACAAUUUUAAAGGAAUUUUCUUUUCUUAAUAAGAAUAUAAUAAAAUUACAGUAUAUCAAUAUUUUAUUUGAUAAAAUGCUAUCAUAAAAAUAGUUUAUACUUCGCUUCAGAUUUGAUAUAAUUGAUCAAAUUUUUAAUAUAAAUAAUUAGUUUCAGUAUCUUAAUCAUAACAAUUAGUAAAAAAUUAUUAUAAAAUAAAUCAAAAUCCGCGAUGAUCGAAGCGCUACCUAGUAGAACAUUUCGAAAGUUUCGUAAUUUAUAAGGAAUAUAAUGUAAAACUACGAAUAUCCAGGAGCGUUACAAAAUAUUGGGUCAAAAGGGGCUCCUGCAGAAUGUCGGUAAUGCAGAGAUAUAUAUUAUCAUUUAUGUUAGCGAUCUUAUUAAAUAUUUGUAAUGAAAACUUUGUCAUGAUAAAGUAAAAUAAGUAUUGAGACUGAAGGAUAUAUUAUUACGAUACAAUUCAUGAUUAAAUAAACGAUCUAUUAUAUGAAACAUCUAAAAAGACAACUUGAAUAAUUUCUUUAUCUUUGAAAAUAUAACAAAGUGUAGAUA